AUGGGCCUCUGUUGUGAGAAGGCCGAGUUCGACUCACUUGCCAACGAGGACAAAGAGACAUCCAACAAAGAGACAGACACAGCCGUUUUAAAAGAUGCUCAAGGAUCUACCGAGCCCGCAGCGACCAAGUUGAAGAAAGGGCCUCGGUUCUGGAUGAUUUUGGUAGCCCUCAGCUUCACAAGUCUGCUUAAUGCGCUGGAAGCAACCAUCACAUCUACCGCCUUGCCUUCUAUCAUCGCGGAUCUGGGUGGGGGUGACUUGUACAUAUGGGCUGUCAAUGGAUAUUUCCUGACGAUGACGGCAUUGCAGCCCCUUUAUGGACAGCUGGCAAAUGUCUUCGGACGUCGGUGGCCAACGAUCGCCGGGACAACGGCUUUUGUUCUAGGCAGCGGUAUUUGCGGCGGAGCUAACAGCAUGACGAUGCUCAUUACCGGCCGUGUGAUUCAAGGAGUCGGAGCAGGCGGCACCAGCGUUCUUGUUGAGAUGAUUAUCUGCGACUUGGUUCCUUUGCGACAACGAGGCAACUACUUUGCCAUCCUCUUCGGCAUGGUUGCUCUCGGCACGGCUCUUGGACCAUUCUUCGGUGGCCUCAUUGUCGACUACGCCACGUGGAGAUGGGUCUUCUACCUCAAUCUUCCUAUUGGCGGUGUCGCAUUGGUACUCCUCUUUACCUUCUUGAAGGUCAGAUGGAACAAGAACGUCAACCUCGCCACCAGACUGUCGUCGAUUGACUGGGCUGGUAAUGUCCUCUUCGUUGCGGCCAUCUGCGCCGUCCUCAUCGCGCUGUCAUGGGCCGGCGCCGUAUAUCCCUGGUCAUCAUACCAUGUCCUUGUUCCUUUGGUGAGUGGCUUGGUGGGCCUAGCGGCCUUUCUCGCAUUUGAAGGUUCGCGUUUCGCUCCUCAGCCAACCAUGCCCCUGCACCUGAUGGCGAAUCGCACGUCGGCCACCGCAUAUAUCCUCACCUUAUUGCACAGCAUAGUCACCAUGUGGUCGAUCUAUUUUCUCCCUGUUUACUUCCAAGGUGUUCUUGGGUCAUCGCCCGCCUACUCAGGAGUCCAGCUUCUGCCCAGCAUUCUAGCUCUGGUCCCCUUUGCAGCAAUGGGAGGGACGUUCAUGUCCAAAUUCGGCCGCUAUCGACCCACGCAUAAUGCAGGCUUUGCAUUGAUAGUCAUGGGCUUCGGCCUCUUCGACCUCCUCGACCAGAAUUCCUCCACGGGCGCCUGGGUUGGCUAUCAAAUUAUUGUUUCCGCGGGAGUAGGACUUAUUGUUUCGACUUUGCUGCCUGCGGUAAUGGCACCGCUUUCAGAAAGUGACACAGCACUUGCCACAUCCACCUGGUCCUUCUUGCGCAGUUUUGGCGGGACUUGGGGCACCGCAAUACCUGCUGCAAUAUUUAACAACCGCUUCGACGAGCUUGCGACGACGCUCAUCACAGAUCCCGUCGUUAGGGGUCAGCUUGUCAAUGGUCAAGCAUAUAGCCAUGCCACAGCUGCAUUCCUCGACACACUGUCUGCUUCCACUCGCGAGCAGUUCAUUGCAGUGUUAAAUGAAAGCCUCCGUCGGACAUGGCAGGUUGGGAUCGGGUUCGCAGCACUAGGGUUUUUGCUGGUGUUUUUGGAGAAGGAGGUUCCGCUCCGCCAGGAACUUGAAACUGAAUUCGGCAUGGAAAAGGCGAAGACCGAGAAAAAGCCCUCGAAGGAGUAG
This is a messenger RNA of Cladophialophora psammophila CBS 110553, 1704 nucleotides long. RefSeq lists its product as uncharacterized. The coding region runs from base 1 to 1704 and encodes 567 amino acids. Gene Ontology annotation, biological process: transmembrane transport. NCBI's taxonomy places the organism in Eukaryota, Fungi, Ascomycota, Eurotiomycetes, Chaetothyriales, Herpotrichiellaceae. The transcript is spliced from 2 exons. The record is from RefSeq and is a predicted model, not a curated record. Gene Ontology annotation, molecular function: transmembrane transporter activity.